Molecule: messenger RNA, 4099 nt
Organism: Drosophila nasuta
Lineage: Eukaryota; Metazoa; Arthropoda; Insecta; Diptera; Drosophilidae
Gene: Sec31
Product: COPII coat complex component secretory 31
Exons: 11
Coding region: 156-3884 (1242 amino acids)
Biological process (GO): endoplasmic reticulum to Golgi vesicle-mediated transport; endoplasmic reticulum organization; COPII-coated vesicle cargo loading
Cellular component (GO): COPII vesicle coat; endoplasmic reticulum exit site
Molecular function (GO): protein binding; structural molecule activity
Source: RefSeq, a predicted model, not a curated record
AAUACACUUCUAUCGAUGGUUACGAUAGCACCAUCGAUUGUGCCACAGCUCUUAGUUCUUAGAAGAUAAAAUAAAAAAAUUAUUUAUAUUUAAAUUUCGACAAAACAGCACAUUAUUGAGCAAUUAUAAGCAAUUAAUUGCGUAUUGCAAGCAAAAUGAAAGUAAAAGAACUGCAGAAGACUGUGAACAUUGCCUGGUCGCCAGCGCAGCAGCAACAAAUUUAUUUAGCUGCCGGCACUGCAGCCCAGCAAUUUGAUUCGAAUGCAAGCUCGACUUUGGAGAUCUAUUCUCCAAAUAUUGGCGAUGCCAGCUAUGAUUUGGAACUGAAGGCAAGCGUGCCCAGCGAUUUCAAAUUUCAAAAGGUUAUCUGGAGUCCAGCUGGCAUUAAUGGGGGAACACACCCAAAUGGUUUGAUUGUAGGCGGCUGUGAAGCGGGGCAUAUUAAUGUUUAUUCGGCAGCCAAGCUGCUUGCCAAUGAGGAACCAUUGUUGGCACGCCAGGAUAAGCACACUGGUGCCGUCACUGGCUUAGACUUUAAUCCUUUCCUCAAUAACUUGCUGGCUUCAUGUGCCUCGGAGUCUGAGAUUUACAUUUGGGACCUGAACAACCCCGCGAGUCCACUCAAUCCUGGCGCAAAAACUCAGCCCUUGGAAGAUGUGAAGAAUGUGGCAUGGAAUCGUCAAGUGCAGCACAUAUUGGCAUCUGUGUUCAGCACACGUUGCGUGAUUUGGGAUCUGCGCAAGAGUCAGCAGAUCAUCAAGCUAUCAGACACUCAGUCGCGUGUGCGUUGGCAUGCCAUUGAAUGGCAUCCCGAGGUAGCCACCCAAGUCUGGCUGGCAUCCGAAGAUGAUCAAGCUCCAGUGGUCCAAUUGUGGGACUUACGUUAUGCCACAGCUCCGGCGAAAACCUAUCAGAUACACGAUCGCGGCGUAUUGGGCAUGUCGUGGUGUCAGCAGGACAAUGACUUAAUGGUGUCGUGUGGCAAGGACAAUCGCAUCUACUGCUGGAAUCCAAAUACCAAAAUACCAGAAGGAGAAAUCCUUUCGGAGGUGGCAACAACAGCUUCAUGGUAUUCCGAUGUGCAGUUCUGUCCACGCAAUCCUGCUUUGAUUGCCAGCGCCAGCUUGGAGGGAACUGUUUCCAUUUACUCACUCAACGGCGGCACUCAUCAUUUGGUGCAAACAUCUGAGAAAAUUGCGGACUCCUUCCCAGGCAUGGAUCAAUUUGCCCAAGCGCCGCUGCCUCAGCAGGCCACCCAAGUGGUCUAUCACGAUUUAGCGCAUGCUCCCAAGUGGAUGAAGCGUCCAUGUGGCGUAGCUUUUGGUUUCGGUGGAAAACUGGUCAGUUUCAAUGGCACUUCAAAAACUGUGAAGGUAGAACAGUUGACAACCGAGCCAGGAGUUGUGGAACGUGCUAAUGCUUUGGAGCAGUCUUUGGCUGGUGCUAACUAUGCAGAGUAUUGCCGAGAACGGGCCGAUAAGUCGGCAGAUCAGCAUGGUCGCUACAUUUGGUAUUUCAUUAAGGCGAACUUUGAACUAAAUCCCAAAGAAGAAAUGCUCAAUCUCUUAGGCUAUAACAAAGAGGAUAUUGAUGGCAAGUUUACGAAAUUCAUCAAAGAACCCGAAAGCAACUCACAGUCUGACGUGGACACGCUGACGACACGCAUAUCAACGCUUACACAUCAAACUGCCGAUAACAAUGGAACUGGCAUUAAUUCACAAGCCCUCAACGAUUAUCCAGCUGCUCCGCGACUGCAGUUUAAGAUUCCAAGUGGUGAUCACGUCGACAGUUUAAUAACUGAAGCAAUACUAACUGGCAACAUCGAAGCUGCUGUCGAACUGUGUCUGGAGGCUCAACGCAUUCCAGAGGCUCUCAUCAUUGCCUCCACAGCGGGCAUUGAGAUCUUAUCACGUACGCAGUCACGUUAUUUGUUGCAGCAGAAGAAUGAACUCUCCAAUGUCAUCUCGGCAUUGGUAUCACGCGACUGGCUUGACUUUGUUAACCACUGCACCGUGGAUUCGUGGAAGGAGGCCUUGGUUGCUGCUCUGAAGCACAGCGAGCGCAAAAUCGUUGACAUCUGUGAAAGACUCGGCGAUCGCCUAUUGAAUGAAUGCCCCAGCAGCGUUGAGUUCACACGCAAUGCCAUGUUGUGCUACAUCUGUGCGGGAAGCAUUGAUAAGCUAGUGAGCGCCUGGUAUCAACUGAAGCAGCUGGAGCAGCAGAAUGAGAACUAUAAACUCAACACUCAGGAGUUACAGGAGCUGGCCGAGGUGGUGAUGCUGCUCACCAAGUCCCUAGAACAGCAAGGCAUUGCUGUUGAUUUCGCUGGACGCUUUGCAGGCUUCAUAUCCGAGUAUAGCGGACUGCUGGCCUCCCAAGGUGCACUCACUGCUGCCCUUCAGUACAUUACCACAUUGAGUAAGACCAAUUUGGAAAGUGAUGAUUUGAGUCAACUACGUGAGCGCAUUAGCAACGCCGUCAACGUGGAUCAGGUGCAGCCUGUUGCAGCCCAAGCUGCUGUCGCACCCUUGAACUAUAGGCGCCAUCAGGAGCCGCGUGGCUCCUUCUCGAAGCCCGCAAAUCCACUGAUUUUUGGACAACCGCAGAACCAAUACAAUGCGCCCGUAAACAAUGGCUGGCAACAGCCACAACCAGCAGCACCACCAGCUGUACCCUUGGCAGCAGCUCCCUUCCAGCCAGCUCAGCCACCUACACAAAUCUUUAAUCCUCCUCAGCUUAAAGCAGAACCACUUACGCAUCCACCGCGACCACACAGCAAUGCCAGCUCGACGGGUGGUCCUCCUGCCGCUGCAAGUGGCGGUUCAGGAUUGCAUUCACGUUCGAAAUACGUUUUGGAUCCAUCUGUGGCAGCGCCGACCAGUUCGUAUGGCAUGCCAUACAAUCCAGUUCCAGCUCCAGCGGCAGCGCCAUUUGGAGGCUCUCUAGCGCCCUUACCACAAGCUGCUCCUGUGCCGCAGACAUAUAAUACCAAUGCCUUCAAUACGAAUCCCAUAUCGUCGGCUCAACCAUUCAAUCCAACUCCAUUUAUGGGAGCGCCGCAAAACAAUUAUUUGCCGGGUAUUGCACCCAUUGAAACUGCAGCUCCGCCGCCGCUCGUUCAGAAUGUACAGCGUAAUCCCACACCGCCACCCGGCUGGAACGAUCCCCCAGCUUUGAAAUCAUCUCGAGUGCCUAAGCCCAGGCCUGCUGCAGAGCCUUCAUCUGCUCCAAUUCUGCAUCCAUUAUAUGGAGUUGAUCCGAAUCAAAAUCAAAAUAACUAUAUGGAUCCCAAUCAAUAUCAGCAAAAUGCUCCACCAACAGGAAAUACUGCGUUUUACAAUCCGGCAGCAAAUAAUAAUCAACAAGCCUUUCCCCCACAACAGCAGUUGAACUUCCAACCAUCGGCGGUGCCAAAUCAACAGCAGCAACAACAACCGCAGCAAUACUGGCCUGGUCAGCCUCAGCAGCAAUCGUUUGGAUACACCGAACAGCCAGCACCCAUCCAAGAGCAGCGUCAACCAGAGCCGCCCAAGGAGAAGCCUCCACUUCCCGAGGAGUACAUCUAUCUGCAAACGGUGCUAGAAGAGCUGAAAAAUCAAUGCUUAAGCGCGACUAACGAUCCGCGUACCAAACGAAAAUUCGUGGAUGUGGUGAAACGAUUGGAAAAUCUCUAUGAUUGCUUGCGCGAUGGAAGGCUGACGGCGACAACUGUGCAACAUCUGAAUCAAAUCGUACAAUACAUUCAAAUAGCCGACUACGCCAAUGCCCUUGAAGUGCACACGCGCAUUGCUUUUGGCACGGACUUUGCCCAAUGUGCUGGUUUCAUGCAAGGCCUCAAGGUCCUGCUGCAAUCCGCAUCCGAGUUGCAAUUGGUAUUGCGUUAGGUGUACUAUGCUAACUAUAUUUUCAUAUAUUCAGUUUUUAAGUGGUAACCAAACACAAGUGCUCAUGUGUUGCCACCCACUAAAAGUUUAUACAAAACAAAAAUAUAACCUGUCCCUAAAAAAUCAAAAUUUCUUCGUUCCUGUUUGUUUAUAAUAUGUGUGUAUGUACUAUUCUUUUUUCGCGUUAAUUCAAAUAAAUAUAAAGAUAAUCCGUA